UCCUUAUGUUUCAAGAACUUUCAAGAACUUUCACUAGGAAGUUAAAAACAGACACAAACAUCGCAAAAUGUAUCAAGUGUUCAAAGAAGAAAACAAUGAGUUAAAAUUGGAAAAGAAGUUUCUACUUAAAAUGUAUACAAGGAUUAACAAUAUUCAAUAAACUAAGUAAUUCAACCAUAUAAACUUUGUAAUGUUGUAUGAUGUAUGAUGCACUGAAUGAAUAAAUUUGAUUUGAUUUAAUUUGACUUGAUUUUGAUAAAAACAGGGAAUGCUUUGAUAGUGUGAAUGUAGACAUGGAAUUAAACAAUUUUAACGGGCAAUAUUCAUUGACCUCAGACACAGCAAUAGAUAUUUAUACUAAGAUUGCGCCGGAAGAUGUAGGGACUGAACAAGAACAAAUUUAUGAUACUCUUCAACAAAACACAGAGAAGCUUGAAGAUCAAACUACUCCUUCAGCCAAAAAGUCUACACCACAUUUGUUUAGGUGUACCAUCGUAAAUACAAUUUUUAUCGGAGUGUCGCUUAUCGCAGUAUCUGUUUGUUUAUACUUUUUAUUAGCUUCAAAUAGUAAAGGGGCAACGGUAACUGGUAUUUGGACAAACUGGUCAGUUUGGUCACCUUGUAACGUCAAAUGUGGACAAGGAUUCAAAUGGAGGAUUCGGACAUGCACGAGCGUUUCUCCGGCAGAUAAUGGCUUUGACUGUAACGGUAAUGGUACAGAAACAGUUCAGUGUCAAAACAGCGAGUGCUCUGGUUAGUCGCCUUAUACAAUGUUUUCUAAAUG
Messenger RNA from Ruditapes philippinarum (Manila clam), 784 nucleotides. RefSeq names its product netrin receptor UNC5D-like. The record is from RefSeq and is a predicted model, not a curated record. Gene Ontology annotation, cellular component: cell periphery. The transcript has 2 exons. Bases 294 to 758 code for a protein of 154 amino acids. NCBI's taxonomy places the organism in Eukaryota, Metazoa, Mollusca, Bivalvia, Venerida, Veneridae.